AAGAGUUUCACAUAUAAAAGCCAGCUUAAUGUGCACAUGAGAGUUCACACAGUAGAGACGUCUUACACAUGCCAUCAGUGCGGGAAAAGUUUCUCACAUGCAGGCCAUCUCAAGAAUCAUCUCCGUUGUCACUCUGGAGAAAGACCAUUUGAAUAUGCCAAGUGUCGUAAACCAUUUGUGUUGGAUUCAGUUCUAAAACAACAUCUGAAAACACUCACAAAUGAGAAGCCUUACAAGUGUUCUUCUUGUGAAAGUAGUUUUUCACACCUGUCCCAUUAUAAAGAUCAUCAGAAAAUACAUAACUGUGCCGGGGCCUAUAUGUGCUUUGAAUGUGGAAAGACUUAUAUGAAAGUCAACAACUUGAAACGGCACCAAAAAAUUCAUGCUGGACUGAAACCUUACAAGUGCUCAAACAGUGGAAAGAGUUUCGCUCAGUCAGAACACAUGAAAACAAACGAGAGAAUUCAUAUUGGAGAAAAACCUUACAAGUGCUCACACUGUGGAAUGAGUUUCAUUCAGUCACAGGACCUGAAAAAACACAAGAGAAUUCAUACUGGAGAAAAACCUUACAAGUGCUCACACUGUGGAAAGAGUUUCACUCAGUCACAAGACCUGAAAAAACAUGAGAGAAUUCAUACUGGAGAAAAACCUUACAAGUGCUCACAAUGUGGAAAGAGUUUCACUCAGUCAGAACACCUAAAAUCACACGAGAGAAUUCAUACUGGAGAAAAACCUUACAAGUGCUCACACUGUGAAAAGGGUUUUAAUCACUCUGAAAACCUGAAAACACAUGAGAGAAUUCAUACAGGAGAAAAACCUUACAAGUGCUUACACUGUGAAAAGAGUUUCAAUCAGUCAGAAAACCUGAAAACACAUGAGAGAAUCCAUACUGGAGAAAAACCUCACAAGUGCUCACACUGUGAAAAGAGUUUCAAUCAGUCACAAAACCUGAAAACACAUGAGAGGAUUCACACUGGAGAAAAACCUCAUAAGUGCGCACACUGUGAAAAGAGUUUCAAUCAGUCACAAAACCUGAAAACACAUGAGAGAAUUCAUACUGGAGAAAAACCUUACAAGUGCUCAACCUGUGGGAAGAGUUUCACUCGGUCACAAAACCUGAAAACACACGAGAGAAUUCACACUGGAGUAAAAAGUGUGCAUACUGUGAAAAGAGUUUCAGUCUCUCAGAAAGAAUACAUGAAAAUACCGUCUGCUGGCAGGUCUUCCCCGCCUUCCUGAAUCUGUGAGGCGAGAGGAGGAGGGAAACAACAAUAAUAAUUAAAAACAGUGGGUACUCACUUGUAACAGUAAAGGACAGCUAAAAAAAACACAGUAAAAUUUAAAAGAGAGGGAAAAAACAUAUACUUGUUGGUUCUCCGAUACGCCAUAGCUUGGUCCUUGGCCACUCCUCCACCCUCUAUUGGAUGACAGCCUUGCCUCCCCGGGCAGAUCAGAGGCAGUCCUCCGGCCCCUGGCGGAUGGGAUGCCCUGCUGUUUUUUUGGAAGAUGGUAGGGGUCUUCCCCGCCCCUGGCAGCGGUAACAGCUCCAGGCGGUUGGUUGGGAGCCCCUCGCGGUCAGCGGGAGUUUCUCUGUUUCCAGGCGGCUGGGCUCUUCUGUCCUCCUUUGGGGUGGAUGGUAGCAGAGAGAACUCCACUAAGGCACAUCCCUCCUCCUUACUAAGUUUUGGCACCAGUGUAAAGGGAUAAAUGGAAAGGUGGAGGCGAGAACCGGCUUGACAAUAUAAAUAAUAAUUUAAUGAAAAACUGAACCAAAAGACACAAACACACACAGGUGUCCGGCAGCUGCCCUUAAAUCUCUCUUUCUGUCGCAACGCCAUCUCCGGUCGGCUUUUAUCCAUUUACAUUUACAUUUAUGCAUUUGGCAGACACUUUUAUCCAAAGCGACUUACAGUGCACUUAUUACAGGGACAAUCCCCCUGGAGCAACCUGGAGUUAAGUGUCUUGCUCAAGGACACAAUGGUGGUGGCUGUGGGGUUCGAACCAACGACCUUCUGAUUACCAGUUUAUCAGUUAUGUGGUUUAGACCACUACACCACCACCACUUAUCCCUCUCAGAGGCUUGAUUAGCCUGAUAAGGGACCCGGUGUGUAGCAUCAUGACUUGGUCCCAUUGUUUGGUUGUUGAUCAUUGUUUAUGUUUCAGUUACUUUCUGAGGUGAAUGCAAUGCCAAGAUGUGAAUGUCUCAAGUCAUUUGGAUGAUGAAGUUUUGUUAAUUGGAUUAGGGCUGGUUGAUUCAGAGUCUUCACCCAUUGGAAAUUUUGUUUAACCUUGAAAACUUUGUCGAAAUCUGGAAGUACUGCCCCCUAAAUGCCUGUGAAAUACAAUGUAUGCCACUCUGAGUCCGACUUGAUGACUGCAUCAGAUAUAUGGAAUUUCCCCCAAAAGAGCAGCAUCAUCUAAGACAAUAACAAAGGACAUUUAAGAAAUUCCUUACAUGAUUUUUACAGUUAUUUUUGUUGGAAUGGGAUACAUUUUUGUUUUGAGUGGGCUAAAUUAUUUGUGAUGCCUUGAUCAAUCCGGCCAAUGAUCGGUAUUAGCCUAUAAUCACUUCCUAUGAUUUGUGUUGUCAUAAUUCAUGGUUCAUCAAACCGUUCAAAGUAAUAUUAUAGGGCCAGACCGCCAGUUAGUAUCA
Molecule: messenger RNA, 2653 nt
Organism: Xyrauchen texanus (razorback sucker)
Lineage: Eukaryota; Metazoa; Chordata; Actinopteri; Cypriniformes; Catostomidae
Product: zinc finger protein 501-like
Exons: 1
Coding region: 37-1239 (400 amino acids)
Biological process (GO): regulation of cytokine production; regulation of immune system process; negative regulation of transcription by RNA polymerase II
Source: RefSeq, a predicted model, not a curated record